AUGCGCGUAGGUCAUCUGGUCGCGCUGCUCGGCGCUACGGCCCCAAUCAUCACGGCGGCUCAAGGAGACCAUCACCUGGCACCCCGUGCUGCUGAAGUGACGGCUUUGACGCAGUCUCUGAAUCAGCCCGGUCUUGCCGGCGAUAUCUGGGAUACAAUCAAGGGAGUGGCGUCUUGUGCCGCCUGCCAGGGCAUAUUGGGGUUGCUGAAAGGCAUCGCUUUUUUCGGCGAGGCCGCCUUUAUCAAUACCGCAAAGAUUGUUUGCAAAGUGAGCAAGGUCGAAGAUCCCGACGUGUGUGACGGCAUCAUGGAACUCGAAGGUCCGACCCUUGCGAGACUCGUUUGGGAGCUGAGUUUGUACGGACGAACCUCCAAGCUGUUCUGCGGCGCCGUUCUGGGUCUCUGUGACAUGCCCGAUUCGCUUAAACCAAAACUCAAGUUCCCCCCGAAGCCAGAGAACAUGACAAGCGGCCGCCCGACCCCCAGCGGCAAGGAGCCGAUUAAGGUUGUGCACUUUUCCGACAUUCACAUUGAUCAUCAUUAUACUCCGGGAUCCAAUACCCAGUGCAGCAAGCCCAUUUGCUGUCGCGCGUACACCGAGAAAGAUGCUCCUGGCACGACGGAAAAUCCAGCCGGUCCUUUUGGAGACCACAAGUGCGACACCCCCGUCGAUCUCGAGAGGAGCAUGUACAGGGCUAUCCAAGACAUUGCUCCGGAUGCUGCAUUUACGCUCUUCACCGGUGAUAUCCCCGAUCACACGAUUUGGAAUACGACCAAGAAAUCCACCAUCCAUGAUAUCAACCAUGCCAUGUCCAUCAUGAACAGUAACCUCGACACUGUGUACGGCACCGUUGGUAACCAUGAGAUAUCCCCCGUCAACCUCUUUCCCUCUACCCAAUACGCCAAGAAACAGACCAGCGCCAAAUGGGUGUACGACCUGCUCGCCGACUACUGGACCGAGUGGACUGGUGACAGCGCACGCCAGGACAUUUCCGAGAUUGGGGCCUACUCUGCCAAAUACCCGCACGGCAAGCUGCGCAUCAUCUCCAUCAACACCAACCUGUACUACCGCCACAACUUUGAAGUAUACCGCGACAAGACCGAGCGGGACCCCAACGGGCAGUUUCAGUGGCUCGUGCAGCAGCUCGACGAGGCCGAAAAGGCCGGCGACCGCGCCUACAUCCUGGGUCACAUGCCCAUGGGCGACAUGGACGCGCUGCGAGACGGCUCCCGCGCCUUUGACCAAAUCGUCAACCGCUACGCCGACACCAUUGCCGCCAUGUUCUUUGGCCACACCCACGUCGACCACUUUGAGCUGCACUACAGCGACUACAAGAACCGCGACUUUAGUAACGCCCGCGCCGUGUCCUACAUUGCGCCGUCGCUGACGCCCACCUCGGGCAUGCCCGCCUUUCGCGUCUACUCGGUCGACCCGGACACCUUUGCCGUGCUCGACUCGGUGCAGUACGCCGCCGACAUGACGCGCGCCGACUACCAGACCGCCGGCCCCACGUGGACGCGGUACUACUCCGCCAAGGACGUCUACGGCCCGCUGGUGCACCCGCCGCUGACCGACAACGACGCCGCCGUCGAGCUCACGCCCGCGUUUUGGCACAACGUCACCGUCGCGUUCGCCGCCGACGAGGCCGUCUUUGACCAGUACAUGCAGCGCAAGAGCCGCGGCUGGAAGCACCAGCCCUGCGCCGACGACUGCGCCCGCGUCGAGGUCUGCAUGCUGCGCGGGGGCCGCGCCGAAGACAACUGCUACAAGCCAAAGCCGGGCAUCAGCCUGCGCAGGCGCGUCGGCCUCCUGACUAGGCGCACCGACAUGGGCAACAAUGCGCACGACGACUGCGGCGCGUCGGCGAGCGUGGCCAUGCUCGACAGCAUAGCGUCUAAUAAGGAGGUGCUGGAGAAGCUCAAGGAGAUUUUUGACGAGAUGGGUGCAAAGGCGGGCGCCAAGUCGUUUGACCCGGAAAAGGGAUGGCUGUUUUGA
Molecule: messenger RNA, 1995 nt
Organism: Beauveria bassiana ARSEF 2860
Lineage: Eukaryota; Fungi; Ascomycota; Sordariomycetes; Hypocreales; Cordycipitaceae
Product: sphingomyelin phosphodiesterase
Exons: 5
Coding region: 1-1995 (664 amino acids)
Biological process (GO): sphingomyelin catabolic process
Molecular function (GO): sphingomyelin phosphodiesterase activity
Source: RefSeq, a predicted model, not a curated record